AUGGCUACAGACGCCAGGGAAGGCGCUUGCUGCGUGUUGCAACCUUGGCACCCGUCGCAGGAGUUCAAGAAGCAACUUGCGAACGUGCAGGCGCUUUCCGGCCCGUUUGGCUCUGAAGGGUUUGCAGAUUGUACUCCCGUUUGCGGUGUGGACAUUAAGACCAUGGGCAGGCUUCGGCAACGGCGGGUGCCGCCCCGCAGGCCAGGAUUUGCUAAUGCUGAAGGCCAGACGCCGGACGCGCUGUUCGACGCCCUGGCUGCCGGUGGACAAGAAGUUCGCUGGCCAGACUUCCGGGCCCUCUUCGCGCAGCUCGAGCCUUCCUUGGGCGAGGGGCAGCUGCAGCAGUUGUGGGUCACCUUCGACACCAACGCCGAUGGUGGCAUUUCUCGCGAGGAGUUCAAGAAGCAACUUGCGAACGUGCAGGCUUCGGCAACGGCGGGUGCCGCCCCGCAGGCUCGAGCAGCAGGAUCUCUGCAGGAAAUCUGCGCGCGCGUGAACGAUGCCCUGCGCAGAAAGGGCCAGACGCCGGACGCGCUGUUCGACGCCCUGGCCGCGGCCCAAAUUGAGAUGGUUUCAGAUGCCAAUCGCUCUGUCGUGUCCGAUCGACGGCAACAUCGCCUCUUGGCGAUAGGCUGCCGCUCGAGCACGGCCCUCUUGGGGGCAAUUCGAAUGAAUCGAGAGGAAGACAAGAGCAUACAAGAGCGCUGGAUGAGAAAGCAUGAACUUAUGAGGCCUUCCUUGGGCGAGGGGCAGCUGCAGCAGCCCGCUCCUCGGGGUACCCACUCCUACCGACUAAUUUGGAAGUAG
Messenger RNA from Symbiodinium sp. CCMP2592, 807 nucleotides. The record is from the annotation of a GenBank genome assembly. Lineage: Eukaryota; Dinophyceae; Suessiales; Symbiodiniaceae.